Molecule: messenger RNA, 537 nt
Organism: Zychaea mexicana
Lineage: Eukaryota; Fungi; Mucoromycota; Mucoromycetes; Mucorales; Lichtheimiaceae
Product: Fcf2 pre-rRNA processing-domain-containing protein
Exons: 2
Coding region: 1-537 (178 amino acids)
Biological process (GO): RNA processing
Cellular component (GO): nucleolus
Molecular function (GO): RNA binding
Source: RefSeq, a predicted model, not a curated record
AUGGACAAAGAAUUAUACAUUCAGCGAACAGGUGGCAAAGUUGCAAGACUGGUAGACGGCACUGUAGACAUGAUUGGUCAAGACGAUAGCAAGAAAAACCGGAAACACAAAAAGGUUGUAGAGGCGGUCAAGGAACGGGAAAAGGAUGACAAGGAGCGGUUAUCACGAAAACAACGACAAGAGGAACGAGAAAAGACGACAGGCAAAGGCUGGUUCGAUAUGGCUAGACCCGAAGUGACAGCAGAGUUGAAACGAGAUUUGCAGCUGCUGAAGAUGCGCCACGUGAUUGACCGUAAACGACAUUACAAGAAGGUCGGCAAGGAGACACCCACAUACUUCCAAGUCGGCACUGUGGUGGAAGGACCCACUGAAUACCAUUCGGCUCGACUGACGCGUAAGGAGCGCAAGGAGACGAUUGUGGAUGAACUGAUGGCCAACGAAGACGCCAAGCAGUACUAUAAACGCAAGUACAAUGAAGGGCAGACUCGUGGUACUAACGGUCGAAAAAAGGCAAAGCGACAAAUGAAGCGAUUGUAA